Ophidiomyces ophidiicola is the source of this 759-nucleotide messenger RNA. RefSeq names its product RIBULOSE-phosphate 3-epimerase (gene RPE1). Gene Ontology annotation, molecular function: metal ion binding; D-ribulose-phosphate 3-epimerase activity. The transcript has 3 exons. Gene Ontology annotation, biological process: pentose-phosphate shunt; carbohydrate metabolic process; pentose-phosphate shunt, non-oxidative branch. Gene Ontology annotation, cellular component: cytosol. Lineage: Eukaryota; Fungi; Ascomycota; Eurotiomycetes; Onygenales; Onygenaceae. The record is from RefSeq and is a predicted model, not a curated record. The coding region runs from base 1 to 759 and encodes 252 amino acids.
AUGACACCUCCAGCCAUUAUAGCACCCUCGAUCCUAUCCGCAGAUUUUGCAAAUCUCGGUGCGGAAUGCUCCAGUCUGAUUAAAGCCCAGAGCGACUGGAUCCAUGUCGACAUCAUGGAUGGUCAUUUCGUUCCUAAUAUUACCUUUGGGGCGCCGGUUGUUUCGAAGAUCCGGGCACACGUUGAUCGCCCUCCGGUUGCUGGCAAGAAAGGCACGUUUGAUUGCCAUAUGAUGAUUGCCGAGCCACAAAGAUGGGUUAAAGAUUUCAAAGAUGCAGGCUGCGACCUUUACUGCUUUCACUGGGAGGCAGCGACGUCAUCCACUGCCGCCAAAACACCGGCUGAUAAAGAAACAACACGGAAAACGAGCCCGAAGGAAUUGAUUCGCUACAUCCAUGACAUGGGAAUGCUGGCUGGGAUUGCGCUCAAACCGGCCACCUCUGUCGACGUGCUGUGGGAGAUAUUAGAAAACCCAGUGGAAACUGAACGACCAGAUAUGGUCUUGAUAAUGACUGUUGAACCCGGGUUUGGAGGCCAAAAGUUCAUGGCUUCGGAGCUUCCCAAAGUCCAAGCUUUAAGAAAGAAAUACCCGGAAAUGAAUAUUGAAGUAGAUGGUGGGCUCGGCCUAGGAACCAUUGACCAAGCUGCCAAUGCAGGUGCGAAUGUUAUUGUGGCCGGUUCUGCAGUCUUUGGCGCAAAAGAUCCAGCAGAAGUCAUUGCAAAAUUACGAGAAGCUGUGGAAAAGAGGAGGGGUUGUUGA